Messenger RNA from Amoebophrya sp. A120, 852 nucleotides. Lineage: Eukaryota; Dinophyceae; Syndiniales; Amoebophryaceae. The record is from the annotation of a GenBank genome assembly.
AGACUUUACGUAGUUGUAACCUAACUGCGUGCUGGUGCUGUCAGGCGGCAGACGCUGCAUUCCUGUUCGUUGUUGCUCAGUGUGUCUGUAAUUGUGUUUUCUUCCUUGAAAAUCUCAAUCAUGGCAGCCCAAGCCGAGAUUCCGGAUCCGGACAGCUCCUCUCCACCGUGUUCAGACCGCUUUCAGAAGCCUUCGUUGUUGGACCUCGUCCAGCGGGUUGACGAUGAUCUUGUGGAGAACCGCAUGCUGUUGCUGUCCUACCUGUUUCCCGCAAAGGAGUACGCCGAGGCACUCACGAUGAUCGAGCAGGAGAAAAUGACCUUCGCAGUUCUCCAGCCAAGAGAAAGGGAAACGGAUCCACCUAUCGAUGAUACAGAGCACCAGCCGAACGAACAAAAAAACGUCGAUAAGAGCAGGCCGAAAGAAGAUGAGCUCGGGACCGGAAAUAGGGGGAAAGCUUUGAUGGUGCCCACGACUGGAAGCGAUUGCAACUUGCUGUUUCCACCACCUCCGUUCGGCUUCGGAAACAGCACCAGCCUUUUGCACUUUCCCACCGACUCGCCGCUUGAGGACGACGCACUUGGGAGUCAAAGUGACACACAUCAGGAAGAUUACGUUUUUGUCGCGCUUACGGAGAAUCAGCUGCCUGUUUUCCCGGACACGGGGUUUUGUGCGGAAUGCCACGUGACAAAGCCGUGCUGCAAGCACCUGGUUGCGGCUUUCAUUCAACAGCGGAUUCCCGAGCUGGCCGCGCCACCGACCAAGAUGACGGCACGGGAGUACAGCGAGUUUCUACUGAAAGCAAGACAGGAAGUGGUGCGAAAGGGGGGAAGGUUCAAUUUCAAGACGUGA